CUGAUUUUACCCUGAAAAGCAAGACCUUGUGCGUGCGUGCUCUUCUUCAUCCCCAUGAGAACUCAAAUAGACAGUCUCUGCCUCUUCGCUCUAGCUUCUAAAUGCCAACCCUUCUCUCCACAAAACCUCCUCUGGUAUGCCCUCAUCCUCCUCCUCGGCUGGGCAGCCAUGACCCUCCUCUACUGGGCCCAACCCGGCGGCCCAGCUUGGGGCAAGUACAGCAACCGGCGCUGCUCCUCCUCCGCCGCAAAGCUCAUCCCGGGCCCUAAAGGAUUCCCCCUCCUCGGCAGCAUCAACCUCAUGCUCCACCUGCCGCACCACCGCAUCGCUGCCGCCGCUCACAGCUUCGGAGCCAAGCGACUCAUGGCCUUCAGCCUGGGAGAGACCCGCGCGCUCGUCACCUGCAAUCCUGACGUCGCCCGAGAAAUCCUCACGGGCACAGCUUUCUGCAACCGUCCGCCGAAGGACUCGGCACACAGCUUGAUGUUCACCAGAGCCAUCGGCUUCGCUCCCUCUGGAGUUUACUGGCGCACCCUUCGGAGAAUCUCGGCCGCUCAUCUCUUCAGCCCUAAACAGAUAAGGGCGACGGAGCCCCGGCGGUCGGAAAUCGCCGCAGAAAUGGCGGCACUGUUUGAAGGGCGCACCGGAGGGUACCCUGUUCGAGAAGUACUGAAGCGAGCCUCCCUGAACCACAUGGUGUAUUCCGUGUUCGGACGGAGGUACGGGGUGGAUUCGUUUGAGGAGGAAGCAGAGGAACUGAGGAGGCUGGUGGGGGAAGGGUACGAGGUGCUGGGGAUGCUCAACUGGGCCGACCACUUGCCUUGGUUGGCGGAUUUGGAUCUCCAGAAGAUCCGGUUCAGAUGUUCCAAACUCGUCCCCAGAGUGAACCGCUUUGUGAGCCGAAUUAUCGACGAACACCGGGGCCAGAACCGCGAAAUAAACCGGGAUUUCGUAGACGUGUUGCUGUCUCUCCAGGGAGAUGAUCAAGUGUCCGACCGUGAUAUGGUUGCUGUUCUUUGGGAAAUGAUAUUUAGAGGAACAGAUACCGUGGCAGUGUUGAUGGAGUGGAUUCUAGCCAGGUUGGUGCUUCACCCUGAGGUACAGGCGAGUGUCCACGAUGAGCUAGAUCGGGUCGUCGGAACUUCACGCGCCGUCAUCGAGUCCGACAUGGCGGCGAUGCCGUACCUUCGGGCCGUGGUGAAGGAGGUUCUGAGGCUACACCCGCCGGGCCCACUUCUUUCCUGGGCCCGCCUCGCAACUACGGAUACCGUUGUUGAUGGCCAUCACGUUCCUGCGGGGACCACGGCCAUGGUAAACAUGUGGGCCAUAGCGCGCGACCCGGAAGUGUGGGCUGACCCGCUCGCAUUUAAGCCCGAUAGGUUCGUGACGAGGGAGGGUGAGGUUGAGUUCUCGGUUCUGGGGUCUGACUUAAGAUUGGCACCGUUCGGGUCGGGCAGACGGACGUGCCCCGGUAAGACCCUGGGCCUCUCCACGGUCACCUUUUGGGUGGCGUCCCUCUUGCACGAAUAUGAAUUUGAGCCGUCGGAUCAAAACGGAGUCGACCUAUCCGAGGUUCUAAAAUUGUCCUGUGAGAUGGCCCAUCCGCUCACUGUUAAAGUGAGCCGCAGGCGUGGAUACACCUCUCCUCUCAACAAUGCAUGAGUCUUCUUUAAAUUUACAUCUUCGGACUUACGGAUGGCUUGUGUUCGGGAAAUUAUAUAGCGCCUCCUCUCCAUGUGUCUGCAUGUCUAUUUUCUUAAUAUGUUUAUUAAAAAUAAAUUUCUCUUUUAUCUAAAUAAAUAUAUGACUAAUUUAUCGUAUAUUUAAUAUUAAGAAAAUAGAUACACGAACAUGUGGAGAGAGAGAUCUCCUGUAUAAUUUCUCCUAGUGUUCGGAUGAUUUACCAUCCCAGGAUUGUUAUUUUAUUUAAUUUCUUUUGGGGUGUAAUUUUCUAGUGUAAAUAUGGACUUACAUAAUCGUUGAUUUCAACUA
Molecule: messenger RNA, 1992 nt
Organism: Malania oleifera
Lineage: Eukaryota; Viridiplantae; Streptophyta; Magnoliopsida; Santalales; Ximeniaceae
Product: cytochrome P450 78A6
Exons: 2
Coding region: 55-1662 (535 amino acids)
Molecular function (GO): monooxygenase activity; iron ion binding; oxidoreductase activity, acting on paired donors, with incorporation or reduction of molecular oxygen
Source: RefSeq, a predicted model, not a curated record